Messenger RNA from Micromonas pusilla CCMP1545, 1581 nucleotides. RefSeq lists its product as uncharacterized. The transcript has a single exon. The coding region runs from base 1 to 1581 and encodes 526 amino acids. NCBI's taxonomy places the organism in Eukaryota, Viridiplantae, Chlorophyta, Mamiellophyceae, Mamiellales, Mamiellaceae. The record is from RefSeq and is a predicted model, not a curated record.
AUGCCCUCGAUAUUCGCCGUGACCGGCGCGUCCGGGAACCUCUACGGCUACGGCGCGAGCGGGAAGCUCUCCCCGACGCUGUGCUUCGACGAGGACGGGAAGCGCAAAAAGCGCGCGAGGCUCCUGGAGGCGGCGAGGCGGCGACGCAUCGCGACGGUCCGCGUCGACGACGACGCGGACGACGACGACGACGACGACGACGACGCGCUGUAUUCGCGUCGCGAGGACAUCGUCGCCGUCCGCGUCGUGGACGGGCGGCGGUUCGUCCCCGGUGCGCCGCUCGCGGGCGCGCUGGCGUCGCGAAGCCUCGACGCGAGCGCGAGGCGCGACGCCGACGACGACGAUUCUGACGACGACGCGCGACGCCGCGCGAAGGCGUACGCGCCGCGCGCGCUGAACGCACCGCUCGGCUCGCUCGCGCUGUUCGCCGUGCCGUUCGUGUUCAGCAAAGCCAGGGAGUUCCUCGUCAAGCGACGCGCCGCGAGGGAGGACGACGACGGCGCGCGCGCCGCGAGCGACGCGAGAUCCGCGCGCGCGGGCUCGGACGCGCUCGCGGACGUGCUUCGAGCGCUCGAGCGGAGCGGACGACCGAUGCCGCCGGACGUCGCGUUCUACGUCGAGAGCAUCGUCCGCGACCAGGACGACGCGCUCGCGGAGCUCACGGCCGAAGUCCGCGCGCUGAGGAUGGCGAACGCGCAGGCGAAGGACAACGCCGGGAAGCCGCCGCUGUUCGAGGAGGACGGCUACGCGGACGCGGACGGCGCGCGGCGGCGGGACAUGGACAGCGCGAGGAACUCGCCCGAGCCGUCCGUCGCGGCGGCGGCGUCGCCGGAGACGCCGAGAGGACUCGCGGAGCUGAACAAGAUCGCGGGGUUCCAGGCGAAGGAGUUGCGGUACCUGCGGACCGUGCUCGCGGAGAAGGAACGGCGGAUCGAGACGCUGACGAGGAGGGUGAAGACCGCGAGAGCGAUGGCGGCGGGGGGCGCGGCGGGCGACGCCGUCGCCGGCGCGCUCGAGACGCCGCCGCGCGGCGAGAAGACCGACGGGGGUGGGGGAUACGUGUACGAGAGCGGCGAGGAGGCGGAGGAGGAGGAGGAGGAGGAGGAGGGCGAGGUGGACGCCGUCGCGGCGAUCGUCGUCCAAGCCGCGGCGGCGGCGGCGGCGGCGGCGGCGGAGGAGGAGGAGGAGGAGGAGGAGGAUUCCUCGGACGAGGACGACUCCCUCGCGCUCGACGCGCGCACCCCGGUCCGCGUCGAGCUGUCCAUCACGGACGGCGGGUCCGGCUCCGAGGAGGAGAGCUUCGUCGCGGUGUCGCUGUCGCGAGUCACCGCGGUCCCCAGGGUCCCGCGCGAGACCACCGCCGCGUCGGACGCCGCGUCCACGCACGUCGCGCGCAGAGCCGCGGCGGCGACGGCGGCGGCGCACGCGGGGCUGGACGACUCGUUCGAGAGCGUGGACGGGUGGGACGAGCGCGGGAAGUCGCCGUCGGAGCAGGUGGAGGGGGUGUUCGCCGCCGCGAAGGCGCGGAUCGCGCGGGCGAUGAUCCGCCCGCCGCUGAUAUCGCCCGCGGGUCACCGGUGA